AUGAACGACAGCGAGUUUGGCUAUAUUCACAUGCUGGCCCAGGACUACCUGAAGUACGUCUUGCAGAUACCACAGCCUGGAUCUGGUCCAAGCAAAACAUCCAGGGUGUUACAAGACGUUGCUUUCUCAGUCCAAAACGAAGUUGAAAAGAAUUUGAAACCAUUCUUGGACAAUAUUGAUGUUGUGUCCAUAGACACCGCCAGAACAAUAUUCAACCAAGUGAUGGAAAGGGAAUUUGAAGAUGGCAUCGUUAACUGGGGAAGGAUUGUGACCAUAUUUGCAUUUGAAGGUAUUCUCAUCAAGAAACUUCUAGGAGAGCGAAUUGCCCCAGAUGUGGACACUUACAAGGAGAUUUCUUACUUUGUUGCAGAGUUCAUAACCAAAAACACAGGAGAAUGGAUAAGGCAGAACGGAGGCUGGGAAAAUGGCUUUGUAAAGAAGUUUGAACCCAAAUCUGGCUGGCUGACUUUUCUGGAAGUUACAGGAAUGAUCUGUGAAAUAUUAUGUCUCCUGAAGCAGUACUAUUGA
Messenger RNA from Eubalaena glacialis (North Atlantic right whale), 528 nucleotides. RefSeq names its product BCL2 related protein A1 (gene BCL2A1). The record is from RefSeq and is a predicted model, not a curated record. The transcript has 2 exons. Gene Ontology annotation, molecular function: protein heterodimerization activity; protein homodimerization activity; channel activity. Lineage: Eukaryota; Metazoa; Chordata; Mammalia; Artiodactyla; Balaenidae. The coding region runs from base 1 to 528 and encodes 175 amino acids. Gene Ontology annotation, cellular component: mitochondrial outer membrane. Gene Ontology annotation, biological process: negative regulation of apoptotic process; positive regulation of apoptotic process; mitochondrial fusion.